AGCGCUGUAAGUAGUGAUUCGUCGUCUCUCCUGGGCGGAAGAGGACGAGAUCCUCCACUAAUUGAAAGAUACCCAUCUUUUGUUUCUCGAAUCGAUUCGAGUUCAUUCAUCAAAAACCCAAAUUUUACUUUUGGUUUCUGCUUCGAUUGUUCGCAUUCUGGUUUUCGAACGAUGGGACGAGGCAAAUUCAAGGGGAAACCCACCGGCCAACGCCACUUCUCUCAUCCAGAUGAUUUGCGUGCUGGCACCUCUUCAGCACGUCCUCGAUCAUUCAAACGGGAAGAAGCUGAGUAUGAACGCGAGGAAGAAGAAAAUGAGGAGGUGGUGGUGGAGGAAGAAUCUGAUGGCGAAGAGAAGAAGAAAGGACAUGAAAAUCUAAUCGAAGUUGAAAACCCUAACCGAGCAAAACCAAAGACUGUAAAAGCCAGAGACCUCGACGUUGGUAAAACCACUGAACUUUCAAGGCGGGAAAGAGAGGAGCUGGAGAAGCAGAGAGCUCACGAGCGGUACAUGAGGCUGCAAGAGCAAGGCAAAACCGAACAAGCGAGAAAAGAUUUGGAGCGUUUGGCUUUGAUACGCAAACAAAGACAAGAAGCUUCUAAAAAGCGAGAAGAGGAGAAAGCUGUUAGAGAGGCGAAGAAAGUUGAAGCUCGCAAAUGAAGAAGUUCCUCGAGAAACCUUUAUUGUAGUAAAAAAAAAAUGAUUCCUCUGGAUUUAUUCCGGAAAAAACUUACGCGUUGGUGCCUAUUGAUAAAGGAAACUACUUGUGGUUGGAACACAGAUCGUGGGCAUCUCCCCGAUCGAAUGGAACUUGAGUUAUUCCAUACUUUGACUUGAUAGAUUUCUCUGUUUCAUGCGUGCCCUUCCUGUUUUUGAACGUAACUCUGUUCUAUGAGCUCCUA
Tarenaya hassleriana is the source of this 902-nucleotide messenger RNA. Its product is annotated as 28 kDa heat- and acid-stable phosphoprotein-like. Gene Ontology annotation, cellular component: cytosol. NCBI's taxonomy places the organism in Eukaryota, Viridiplantae, Streptophyta, Magnoliopsida, Brassicales, Cleomaceae. The coding region runs from base 172 to 660 and encodes 162 amino acids. The record is from RefSeq and is a predicted model, not a curated record. The transcript has 8 exons. Gene Ontology annotation, molecular function: RNA binding.